UUGAUAUUGAGAAUGUCAAAGAUUUAUUACUUGUCGUGAAUGAUAAUAAGGAGAAGGGUAAGACGAAACCCAUCCCAUAUUUUGGGUUCAUCACACUCGCUUUGGAAAAGUUAAAUUCCACCGUGCCAGCUAUCAUAGACCGAUCCGCCAAUGACACGACUCGUGUCGGUUCAAGGAAUAAUAGUGUUUCGGGCAGUGUGAUAAAUUUUGAAAAAUACUGGAGAAUGUAUGAUACUAUCGUCGACCCCCUCGCUCAGUGGCAACAAGCUGGAAAUUUCAAUGAGAUCAGUGAAGAUUCUUGUCCUUUUUCACCUUCCUCUCCUAUGCAAAAAUAUUUUCAUCAAUUGAAUUCCGUUCCUACUUCUUCAACCCUUGACACUUGGCAGUUAUUUGAUUCUUCUUUGAGUUGCGAACCAAUACUUCAUGGUCAAUAUUUGGAACAUCAUGCUCGUCAACGAAAAUCUCAUUCUACAUAUUAUCCUUUGGUAUUCACCGAAGUUAUACCGACGAAUCGAUUGUUCAAAAAAAGUGCUUUCUUAAACGCUAGUGGAACUUUAGGGAAGAGGAAUUCUAAUUCUUCAUUAAACCUCGGGGAUACGAAUCCUGCAGUGUCAUCACCUGUACGUUCCAACAUCUCUGGACCCACAACCCUCAAUAUGGACGCGCUACCGGCCUCAACCUCUGGUAAACCGAACUCUCCAAGUCAUCUUUCGGUACAUCCUUUACGUGGUAAUGUUAGGAAGAGGACUCUAUCCUUCCCAUUGGCCAGAAUAGGUCCCCUGACUUCCACCACUUGGAAUACCGGGUUGGACCUUGUCACGAGAAAUUGGUUGGGCGGACUUGUUCAACAUCGCGGAGGUUACACGGUUUUGUUGAAAUGUAUGAAAGAUAUUGCGGGCGUUGGUGAGAUGUUAAUGUUUGUAAAAGAUGGGGAGUUGGUCUUCAAGUCCGUUAGGGAUGCUACCGGGUCUCGUCCUGCAAGUCUGGUGGAAAGUUCUUCCGGAACAGGUUCUAAGCGCAAUUCUACUCAUGGUCUCCUUGCUUUAACUCAACAACAGAAUUCACCACGCACGAGUAUACACGCAAACAGUGAUCACGACGCUCUUAUGGUGGUUGUUAAAGCCGGAACUUUGGAACGUCUGGUGGACGUUUUGAUCAAUGGCGUCGCAUCUUAUAGCACAAGCAUCUACGAUGAUAAUGGCGAACCACCCUUAACGAUCGGAAAACAAGGACAGCUCGGAAUUAAUUCAGAAGAAUAUUUCGCAACUUUCUUUAGCACGUAUCGUAGCUUUUGUGGUCCUAUCUUGCUUCUUGACAUCUUACGAAAACGGUUCAUUAACGCCAAGAAAGUGUCAAAAGAAAUCUACGAAUCUCAAGAUCAAAUCGAAGUAUCACCUAGCCUGACGCUAUUUAAUUAUUGGAUUUCGGAAUUCUUUUAUGAUUUCUUGGAUGACUUGACUUUGAGAAAUCGUUUAAUGCAUUUCAUUAAUGAAGCAAAAACUGAAGUGAACAUUUGGUCUGAACUCGUCACGGAGGAGCCUGUAGCAAUCCUAGCUGGGGAGAUUAAAGAAUUUUUAACAUCAUUGAAAAGUUUGGUCACGAUAAAGAGCCUUGAACCGGCAUACGACUUUCCUGAUGAAAAGAUGAUUCGUUUUGUAAAUAAAGUGUUUAGUAAUCCACGUCAAUUAUCGUCCGAAGAGAAUGAUAACAAACCGACGGAAAGUGAUGACAAUUUUGAUAUCCCUUCAUUAGAUAAUAAUGCCGCUUCCGAUCUUUUGGAUAGUUUUGAUUUAACCGUGCUUGGAUUGUUUGAAGUGGUAACACCGCAAGAAUGGAUUUUAGCUUAUGAAAUCCUGGAAACUCAAUCUGCAGACGUCCUUGGCUGGUAUCCGAAAAAGCAAUCUCUUUGGGUUUCAGAAGAUGAAAUCCUUAUCACGGACAUAUUCAUAACCAUACAACAGACAGAACGAAACGGCAACCCUAAAGAGUAUAUCCUUAACUCACUUCCUCGAUCCAUUCAAACCUUGUGUCGUAUGCAUUACACCAUACGUAACUGGGUAAUUCAAGAAAUCACUUCAACAUCUAUCGAAAGUGAGAGACGUGGGAAGCGAAUAACCAAAUUGCUUGAUAUGAUAUUGUUAAGUCGGAAGAGAAUGGAAAAAUUAGACAUUUAUCCCAAAGACGAAACUGCAAAGCAAGAAUUUGAACAUAAAAGAGGAGUUCCCUCCCUUGUUGAGAGCUCAAUAGUUAGCGGUUUGAUUAGUCCAGAGAGUAGGUUAUUCACGAGGGCCUGGAACGAUGUAGCACAUAGUCGAAAAGGUGGACUGGAUACACUUGACACUUUACUUCAGAUCGAUUCACUAAACCUUGUCGAAGAAGAUUUACAUUCCAAUUUCGCUUUAGUACCAUGCGUCGGUUGGUUAUUUGAAAGGAUGUUGGAAAUUUGUUGUAACGUUCCUGAUAUGUCUUUUGAAUCAGAAAAGUUGAUCAAUUAUGAUAAACGUCGUUACGUAUAUAAUUUGACGCAAAUAUUUAUUCGACUACAACGUGAGUUGAUGGAACGAUCUCAUGAAAGAAAGCCUUCCGUCGAUGUUGGAUUCUUGACAAAUUCACACAGUAUCACUUCCAAGCCGGACCUCCGCUCUAUUAAGGACCAUUCUUACAAGGAGAAUAACGCGAAUGCAACACAAAGAACAACCAAGGUUCCAAAACCGUUUAAUAGACUUGUCGUUGAGCAGCAGGAUAAGAUUAGACGCGACCAUAAAGAAAGAGAUCGUUUGGCCAAAGAUAUACGUGACACUCAGAACAAAUUACAAAAGAAACAAAAUGAACUUGAAAAGCGGUCCAGAACACAUCAAAGACCACGUAAUAAGUCUAGGGUUGAAACCUUUAUUAAACAGGUUGCACGACCCAUCUCUAUUGCUUUGGCAAAUACUUGGCAUUCUGGAAAUUCCACGAACAUUAGAAACGCACCUGGAAAAUCUCAUCACUCGUCUUCUAAAGUCGCACUCGUUAUCAAUUUAAUUAACUCUGAGGCUUCUCCUGAUUAUGGCAUCACACUUGAUUUCGUUUUUCGAAUUGUAACCGAGGAAGGAGGACAAUAUUUAUUCCAAGCUAUCGAUAAUGACAUUAUGAAUGACUGGAUACGAGUUCUCAAUGAAGCGGCCAUAUCAGGGGCGGAAAAACGUAAAACGAUAUUAAAUAAGGAACCAACCAUUGAACCCAAGGAGGAUGAUGUUCCCGAAGAUACCAAAACGCGAAUCUCUGUAUAUGGUAAGGAUUUAGAAACAUUGAUGCCCGAUGGCAAGAUUCCAGUUUUGGUUGAAAAAUGUAUAACCGAAAUUGAAAAGAGAGGUCUUACGGAAGUUGGUAUUUAUCGAAUUUCCGGAGCUACCAACGCUAUUGAGAACCUUCGUACAGCUUUCAACAAGAAUGCCGAUGCUGUCGAUUUGAGUGGUGAAGAGUACAGAGACAUUAAUAUCAUAGCAAGUGCUCUCAAACUCUUCUUCCGUGUUCUUCCUGAACCUAUAAUAACUUAUGAAUUAUACGACGCUUUCGUCGAGGCCGACGGCAUUAAAGAUCAUGAUGAAAAGCACUAUUCUAUUAAGGAACUUUUGAAUAAACUUCCCAAACCGAAUUAUGAGUUAUUGAAAAGAUUAAUUGAACAUUUGGAAAGGGUAACGGAUUUUCAGGAGCUCAACCAUAUGUACGCAAGUAAUUUGGCUAUUGUUUUUGGACCCAAUUUACUCAAAGCUAAAGAUUAUGGAAAAAGCAUGUGCAAUAUAGGUCAUCAUAAUAGCAUCGUCAAAUGUUUGAUUCUUCAAUAUCAUUGGUUCUUUAAUGUAGAAGAGGAAGAGGCAUCUGAAGUCGAGUAUCAAGAUGAUGAUCUUUUGGACGAUCCAGAUAUCGAAACUAGUGAACCUGACGGGGGAAAUAUGACGGAUGAUGUUUCAUCAUUUGAAAAUUCUUCAGGGAACGACGGUACAUGGCAAACGAGCGAGACGAAUUACGAUGAACCUAGUAAUUUAAAUAAUGAAUCCGGAAGACGUUCAAUCAAAGAAGAACAUGUUGAAUGCACGCAAGAAAAUUUACAAGAUCCUAUAGAGGAAUCAUCUAAGCAAGGUUCCGAUUCAGAACAACAGCAAAUCAAUAAUAAGCAUAAUUACGUUGAGGACACGAACAACAGAGAUUCAAUACUAACGAAUGUAACAGAGGAUCUAGAAGGUGAAUUGGAGGAAUCAUUGAAGGGACCGGAGGAGAAUACGAUACAUGAGCAACAUGAGGUACCUUUAAAACGUUCAGAUGUAACUUUUGAAGCGAGUCACCGUGAUUCUGAUUUUACGAAUGUAACAGGGAAACCAGAAAAUGAAUCGAUAGCGGCACUAGUGGAAAAGGAAGAUUCAAAAGAACAAGAGGUUAACAAUUAUUUACAAAACUUUAGUGAAACAGACUGGAGUUUCAUUGACAACUUGGCAACAAAUGCAACUAAAGAUUCCAAAAGAAAAUCCAGGUAUUCGAAAAUGUUUCUGGGUAAACGAAUUUCUAAUGCGGAUGAAAUGAAUCUUAUAGAUUUUGAUUCCGAUUAUGAAACAUUGCAAGAUGAGGCUAAAGGUUCGAAUGAUUUUAGUGAACAUUUAAUGGAUUAUAUUGACAAUUAUAAAGAGCAUAACUCCAAUCUAGAUAUACCGCUGCAACCAGAACAAUUUGUACGUCAAGAUAAAAGUGGGUCGGAUGAUGUUGAAAUUUUGAAUCGAACUUCCGUUACCAAUCAUAAUUUAGACGGAUCGAGUUUAUGA
Molecule: messenger RNA, 4796 nt
Organism: Funneliformis mosseae
Lineage: Eukaryota; Fungi; Glomeromycota; Glomeromycetes; Glomerales; Glomeraceae
Source: the annotation of a GenBank genome assembly